Molecule: messenger RNA, 1551 nt
Organism: Siniperca chuatsi (mandarin fish)
Lineage: Eukaryota; Metazoa; Chordata; Actinopteri; Centrarchiformes; Sinipercidae
Product: Ras-related and estrogen-regulated growth inhibitor-like protein
Exons: 4
Coding region: 190-795 (201 amino acids)
Molecular function (GO): GTPase activity; GTP binding
Source: RefSeq, a predicted model, not a curated record
GAGGUAGACCACGUGAGGGAGACAUCACUGAAUUAUCGCUGUUGCUGUUGUUGUUGUUAUGGGUGAUUUGUUUACCCCGCCCACCUGUCUGUCCUAUAAUAACUGCUCUGAGCCGGCAGCAGCGGCACAGCAGCAGCCUCCUCCGCCUCACAUGGAGCUCAGCGGAUCGACACAGCUGUUUCACUGAAAAUGGAUGCCAACAUUGUUGUCAUGGGGACAGAAAGCGUCGGGAAAUCAGCACUGACCGUGCGCCUGUUGACUCGGAGAUUCAUCGGCGAGUAUGGAGAUAUUGAAUCCAUCUACAGUCACAGUUUUAUGGUAGAUGGGAGGGAAAUCUCUCUCAAUAUUUGGGAUUCACCUUAUUCUGAGGAUUUGUCUGUGGAGCCGUCACUCGUUGAAAAGAAGGUCCAGUGGGCAGACGGCUACGUUCUCGUCUACAGCAUCUGUGACAGGGCCAGUUUCAACACCGUCAGCAGGCUCAUUCAGACGAUCAAGUCCACUAAAGACUACCUGAACGCAGACAAAGCGCCCAUAGUUAUUGUGGGCAACAAGAGGGACCUGCACCACAGGCGGACAGUGCUGAGUGAGGAGGGCUGGUUGCUAGCUCUCAAAACAGACUGCUACUUCUACGAGGUGUCGGCGGCCGAGAACUACCACAGCGUGCUCAUGGUGUUUCAUGGGCUGGUGGACAGGAUGAAGGACGCCAAGCUGACCAUUAAGAGGCCUCUGGGGUUCAAGGGCAUAGUGAAAAGCAUGUCUGCAGUGUUCACCAGGAGACGGACAGACUCAUUUUAGUAAAGACUGUGACAGAAGAGGAGUUUUCUAUGAUAUCUGCAUAAGAGAGGUUACACAUUAUGUGUAUUUGACUGGAUGGAUAUCACAGUCUGUGAGUGAAAUAUUAACAGAUGUGUCACAUGUUACUGUGCCAAAGGUAACAAUAACGCUUCCUGAGGUGGAGACACCGCAGAGAUGGGAGCUGCUUUUCACUAAAAAAGUGUGGAAAGACAGAGAUGAAAAAAGGCAUUAAGCUUCAGAAAACAUGGAGACAAAACAAUGUCACAGAGGUUACAGAUGUUUUUUGGUGACAGGUUUUGAAGUUAGCCGCACUUCUAGCCACAAAAGACUGAUGCAAUUAGUCUAAUUCAUUAUGCAGAUACUUGUUAUGCAGUAAUAUACUAUUGUGUGCAACAAGGUAUGCAAUAUGUUUAAGCUAUAUAUACCAGCUGUGGCUUCAGAUUGGAGGAAAUUCUAUGCACAAUUUAAAUGUACCUUUACUUAUGAUGAUGACCAAAGAUAACGUCUUAAAGCUCUUUAAUUCACAAGUGGAACUUUUGUAUUGCUGGAAAAAGUGUCCUGUUCAAUCCUGUAAUUCAUUCUUGAAAGUAAAACAUACAUAUUUGUAUUUAUUCAAGUCUAAACACUGAAAAAGUGUUUUCUUUAUUUAUGAGCCUCUCCCAUGUUUAAUUCAUUGAUUAUGGGUCAUGUACUGAAAUGUCUAAACCUUGUUUUAUGGCUUAUAAGGAUUUAAAUAAAGCAUAAAAUGUGCACAAA